Molecule: messenger RNA, 1292 nt
Organism: Entelurus aequoreus (snake pipefish)
Lineage: Eukaryota; Metazoa; Chordata; Actinopteri; Syngnathiformes; Syngnathidae
Product: gastrula zinc finger protein XlCGF8.2DB-like
Exons: 2
Coding region: 95-1180 (361 amino acids)
Biological process (GO): regulation of cytokine production; regulation of immune system process; negative regulation of transcription by RNA polymerase II
Source: RefSeq, a predicted model, not a curated record
CUGGACGCUGUUUUUCAAGAAUCAUCGAGAUGUGUUACACAGAACAGACGUCCAGGAAGCCCGUUUUUUCCCUGAGCAGCAGGAGUGGGCCUUCAUGAUGAAGCAGGACAACCCACAGCCCACACAUAUGAAACAGGAAGAGGAGGCGCCACAUGCCACCAACAUUAAAGAGGAAGACGAGGAACACAGCAUCAGUCAGAAUGGAGAGCAUCAUGAAGGACUGGAGGAGGUUGAUGUCCUCAAGAUGCCAUUGACUGUAGUCAUUGUGAAGAGUGAAGAUGAUGAGGUCAAAAGUGAAAGUGAGGAGAAGAGAGAGGUGGAGCCUCCAAGCAGCAGCUCAACUCAACACAUGACAACAGAAGAUGAUGGAGACCACUGUGGAGGAUCACAAGCAGACAAGCUCUUAGCUCCACUAUCAGAUAGUGACGACAUGACGUCACUAUCUUCUGACACUGAUGAUGAAGACUCUGAAGCUGAUACAACAUGUCACACUGACAACACACACUUUGAAUGUUCUCACUGUGGCAAACCUUUUAAUUAUCGUCGUAAUCUUAAAACACACAUGAGAAUACACGCUGGUGAAAAACCUUUUUCCUGUUUAAGCUGUGGUAAAAGAUUUACACAAAAGCAUCAUUUGAAAAUACACAUGAGAACACACACUGGAGAAAAACCUUUUUCUUGUUCAAUCUGUGGUAAAGGUUUUACAAGCAGUCAUAAUUUGAAAACACACAUGAGAACUCAUGCUGGUGAAAAACCUUUUUCUUGUUCAGUCUGUGGAAAAAGUUAUACACUUAAUCAUCAUUUGAAAGGACACAUGAGAACACACACUGGUGAAAAACCUUUUUCCUGUUCAAGCUGCGCUAAAUGUUUUACACACAAUAUUAAUUUGAAAACACACAUGAGAACACACACUGGUGAAAAACCUUUUAUCUGUUUAAUCUGUGGUAAAGGUUUUGUACGAAAUAGUGAUUUGAAAGCACACAUGGCAAUGCACGCUGGUAAAAAACCUUUUUCAUGUCCAAACUGCGCUAAAGGCUUUGUACAAAAAGAUAAAUUGAAAUUACACAUGAGAACACACGCUGGUAAAAACACUUUUUCCUGUUCAAACUGUUCUAAAGGUUUUGUACGAAAAGAUACCUUGGAAAGACACAUGAAAACACACACUGGUGAGGAAACGUGAGUUGCUGUGUCAAUGACGAAAGAUUCUCUUCAAAGUACCAGUGUAAGAAACACAAGUGAGAUCUUCAACAGAAAAUGAAUCUGCAGGAUUUUAAAUAAACUGUCAAAACUUU